Molecule: messenger RNA, 4533 nt
Organism: Zophobas morio
Lineage: Eukaryota; Metazoa; Arthropoda; Insecta; Coleoptera; Tenebrionidae
Gene: Dp1
Product: vigilin
Exons: 9
Coding region: 214-3924 (1236 amino acids)
Molecular function (GO): RNA binding
Source: RefSeq, a predicted model, not a curated record
CCGCAGGUGACUUUCGGCCCCGAUGUGACAGAAGUUGGCACUUGCCCUGCCAGCCCAGCAUUCCAUUUCACUUCAUUUUCUGCUUGGCAGUCGCGAGACAUAACCAAGUAAAACUGGAGAAAUUUAGGAGAUCCAACUCUUUCUAGGACGGAUUCUCUGUUUUUACAGUACAUGUUGCUGUAACGACUUGGCACGACACAGGACAAUCCGAAAAUGCAGCAACCAGUGAUUGAAGAGGGUGCGGCUUACGAGCCUUCCGUACGGAGCUACGAUGACCUUUUUCCAGCUUUGCCCGAAUCCAACACACAAAGUCAAAAUCACAGCACCAUGGGACAAUGGAACAACAAGAUGAGAGUCGGUUCCUCGGUCAUCACCCAAGUGUUCCGGGUUCCUUUCGAGGAGCGUAAACUGGACGGCAGCCAGAAGUUCGGCGAGGGCGAGUCAAUCCAGACCUGCGCUAACAUCAUGAAGGAGACCGGAGCCCACAUCGAGAUCUCCCACGCGAAAGACCAAUCGCUCACUUUCCUCGUAACCGGCAAACAGAACGAAGUCUUGGAAGCCCGCCGCAAGAUCCUCACCCAUUUCCAGACGCAGGCCAGCAAGCAGAUCUCCAUCCCAAAGGAACACCACCGCUGGAUCCUCGGCAAGAAAGGCGACCGCCUCAAGGAGCUCGAGAAGCAAACGGCCACUAAGAUCUCCGUGCCGCCGAUGAACGACACCUCCGACGUCAUCACCAUCACCGGAACGAAGGAGGGCAUCGAGAAGGCCGAACACGAGAUCCGCGUCACCUCCGACCAGCAGUCGAAAAAGGCCUCCGAGCGCAUCAACGUCCCGAAGAUCUACCAUCCGUUCAUCGUGGGGCCUUAUAACGAGUACUUGAAUCAGAUGAUCGCCGACACCGGCGCCAAGAUCAACGUGCCGCCGCCGUCCGUCAUGAAGGACGAGAUCUUCAUCGCCGGCGAGAAGGAGGGCGUGCUGGCGGCGAAGGCCAAGAUCGAGAACAUCUACAAGCAGAUGGAGAAGAAGUGCACGACCGUUUCGGUGGAAGUUCCUAAAUCGCAACACAAGUACGUCAUCGGGCCUAAGGGAGCGACGAUAGCCGAGAUCCUCCAGACGACGGGAGUGAGCGUGGAGAUGCCGCAAGGCGACUCGGCCACGGGCACGAUCACGCUGAGGGGCCCGCACGACAAGCUAGGGUUGGCCUUGAGCAAGGUCUACGAGAAGGCCAACUCGGUGCGGUCUAGCGACGUGGAGGCACCGUCGUGGAUCCACAAGUACAUCAUCGGACGGAAGGGACAGAACAUCAAGGAGAUCACGCAGAACCUGCCCAAAGUACACGUCGAGUUCACGGAGAAGGAGGACAAGAUUAAGAUCGAGGGCCCGCCCGAGGAGGUGGAGAAGGCGCAGGAGCAGAUCGAGAAGAUGGCCAAGGAUUUGAUCAAGAAGCUCACGUUUAUUGAGAUGCACGUCGACCCGAGGCUCUUCAAGCACAUCAUCGGCAAGAGCGGCGCCAACGUGAAUCGUCUAAAAGAAGAAUUCGGCGUGGUGAUAAACAUCGACGAGAGCGGUAUGAUUCGUAUCGAAGGUCAUAAAGAGGGCGUCCACACGACGAAGCAGGAGCUCGAGGAACGGAUACGGAAGUUAGAGAACGAAAAAGAAAAGGACGUCGUUAUCGAGCAGCGCCAUUACAAGAGCAUCAUCGGCGCGAAAGGUGAAAACAUCAAAGAAAUCCGCGAGAAAUUCAAUCAAGUACAAAUUUACUUCCCCGGCGCCUCCGACAAGAACGACAUUGUUAAAGUCCGCGGUCCGAAGGAGGAUGUCGACAAGUGUUGUAGACACUUGGAGAAGUUAGUCAAGGAACUAAACGAAUCGUCAUAUCAAAUCGAAGUACCCAUCUACAAACAAUUCCACAAGUUCAUUAUCGGAAAGGGUGGUGCCAACAUAAGGAAAAUCCGCGAGGAGACGCACACGAAGAUCGAUCUGCCCGCGGAAGGCGACAAGAACGACGUCAUCACGAUUACGGGUAGGAAAGAGGACGUCGAGGAAGCGCGCGAAAAGAUCCGGAAGAUUCAGGACGAACUCGAGAACAUCGUGACGGAGGAGAUCACGAUUCCGCCCAAGUUUUACAACUCGCUGAUCGGAGCCAAGGGAAAGCUUAUCCAUUCUAUAAUGGAGGACUGCGGCGGCGUCGCCAUCAAGUUCCCUAGUGCCGACAGCAAGAGCGAUAAGGUCACCAUCCGGGGACCCAAGGAUGACGUGGAUCGUGCCAAACAGCAACUGCUUGAUUUAGCUAACGAACGACAACUUGCCAGUUAUACCGCAGAGGUACGUGCCAAAGCUCAACACCACAAGUUCCUGAUUGGCAAAAAUGGUGCCAAUAUCAAGAAAAUCCGCGACUCGACGGGUGCGAGAAUCGUUUUUCCGUCAAGCACGGACGACGACAGAGAAAUAAUCACAAUCAUCGGGAAAAGGGAAGCCGUCGAAGAAGCAAAAGCCGCCCUCCAGGCCACAAUCAAAGAUAUAGACAAUAUCAUCGAAAGCGAAAUGUCCGUCGAGCUCCGCCACCACAAGCACUUCGUGGCCCGCCGUGGCGAAGUCCUCCACAAGAUCAGCGACGAAUGCGGCGGCGUGAUGAUCUCGUUCCCUCGUUCCGGCAUCGACAGCAACCGCGUCGUCCUCAAAGGCUCGAAAGAAUGCAUAGAAGCCGCCAAGCAGCGAAUCAACGAAAUCAUCCAGGACUUGGAAUCCAUGGUCACCCUCGAGUGCAUCAUUCCCCAGAACCACCACCGGACCGUAAUGGGCGCCAAAGGCUUCAAAGUCCAAGGCAUCACCUCCGACUUCGACGUCCAGAUCAAAUUCCCGGACAGAGACAACACCGACGAGUACCCCAUCCACGGGCAAUUGAACGGGGAUAUCAACGGCGGACCGGUGCGCCACUGCGACGUGAUCCGCAUCACGGGUAAAGAAGAGAACUGCUUAAAGGCGAAGCAAGCUCUCUUGGACCUGGUGCCGAUCACCAUCAACGUGGACGUUCCGUUCGACCUCCACCGGUCGAUCAUCGGACAAAAGGGGCGCGACGUCAAGGAACUGAUGGACAGGUAUGACGUCCACAUCGUGCUGUCGCCGGCGGGAGUGCAAGAAGACGUCAUCAAGAUCACGGGACCGCCGGCGAACGUGGAGCGCGCCAAGGGGGCUUUGUUGGAGAAGGUUCAGGACUUGGAGGCGGACCGCAAGGACCGCGAGCUGCGCUCGUUCGGGUUGAAGAUCGAGGUCAAUCCGGACUAUCACCCGAAGAUCAUCGGCAAGCGCGGCGCCGUCAUCACCAAGAUCAGGAAGGACCACGAUGUACAAAUUACUUUCCCGAAAAAAGGCGAUCCCGAGGAACAAAUCAUCACCAUUACGGGUUACGAGGAGAACACCCACCGAGCCAAGGACGACAUCAUGAAGAUCGUGAACGAGCUGAACGACCUCGUUCGUGAGGAGGUGCAGAUCGAUUCCCGGGUUCACUCCCGGAUUAUCGGGGCUCGUGGCCGCAGUAUUCGCAAGAUAAUGGACGACUACAAAGUGGACAUAAAGUUCCCGCGUGGGGACGACGCCGAUCCGAACAUCGUCAUCAUCACGGGAACGGACGAGAACGUGGUGGACGCCAAAGAGCAUUUGAUUAACCUAGAGGAACAAUACUUGCAAGACGUCGAAGAGCAGGAAACUAGAGAAAAGCAACACACUCUCAGUUAUCAUCUCGACCAUACUUUGACCGGCAGUCGGCCUCGCGACGCCAACAGCAACGGAUUUGUCGUGCAGGGCGGGCCUUGGGAACAGAGGGCCCCCAAUACUGCGAGCGUUACCGAAUUCCCAUCGUUCGGAAGGAACACGGAGGAGCCACAGACGUCUCCGAUUUCCGGAGCUUGGGGUGGUCGCCGUUAAGUCAUAAAUUUCAGCUGAGUCUCUACUGUGAUUUUAAUAACGUUGUCCGUUUUUUUUAUUUAGUUCUUUUUUUUUUAACAAAUCGAAAACAGUUUCAUCAAAUUUUAAUAGUUACGUUUGUUUUCGCUGAUCUUUGUUUUUUGUUUCUUUUUUUUUAUAUGUGUUGUAGAUGAUCACGAAUUUGGUGAAAUUGAUUGUAAUCGCUGAGACAAAGUCACUGCCAAAAGGUAUGAUUAAGUAGAGAACAGAAGCUAUAAUUUUUGAGGUUACGUUAAGUAUACUAACCUAGUAGUAAGAUAAUACUGUUGCUGGUGCAACCUCUUCCCUCACUGUUUGCUGCAUUAUAAUGAUAGGCCUGGCGACGACACUGGACUCUCGAUAUGGAAACUGAAAUACACAGACGCAAGCUAUUUCAUUUGACGAUAUUAUGUCUUCCCUGUGGCGAGCAGACUAGGCCUAGAAACGGCACUAAUCACGUGGAGAUGUUAUGAUAUUUACUGUUUUAUUUUAGCUAGCUGUACAUGAUCAUUUUGUAUAUUAAUCUAGUUGAUUUAAACAUAUAUAUUGUUAUGCAUAGUUGGAUAUAUUAUAUAUAUUUUUAAAGUUUUA